AGCGCUUAAGGGAACGCCGUGGCGGCUCCGGGAGCCCCGGCGGAGCGCAGCGGCACCGGAGGUACCGGAACGGCACCGGGAGCGCAGCGCCGGAACGCGGCCAUGCCCUGCAUCCAGGCGCAAUAUGGCACAGCCACCGCCGGCCCCUGCGAUCGCUGCCCGAGCGAACUGCUGAGUCCGGAGGGCGGCCGAUACCCCAUGGAAGUGCCCGGCGCCGACCCCACCGCCGCUCCGGCUCUGCCCAGCUUCAGCACCUUUAUGGAGAGCUACGCCGGGGAGUUGGACGCCUUCCUUUGCCAGCUGCCGGCCGGCGGGCAGCACUUCAGGCUGGAGGAGCUGCAGGUGUACGGCUGCUACCCCGCGGCCUUCGGGCAGCACGAGGAGACCCUCUCCUCCUCCUCCUCCUCCUCCUCUUCCUCCUCCUCCAGCGGGUCGGACUGUUACGGCAGCCCCUGCUCCAUCCCGUCACCGAACUUCCCCGCUCCCCAGGCUCCGGGCUGGGACGGCUCCUUCGGGCCCUAUUCACCCAAUUACGACGGGGGGCGGCAGUGGGGCGAGGCGGUGAAGGGCGGCGGUGCGCAGCCCCAAUUCUUCUUCGCGCCCCCCAACCCCGUCGGUUCUCCGAAGGACCCCCGCCUGAUGGACGCGGAUCCCUUCGCUCUGCCCCACGGAGCGGCUGGGGCUUUCCCUGGGUUACCCCUCACCCCGACGUCGCCGUUGCUGGAGGGACCCCCGCUGCCCCCCGCCCCCAAAACGCGCGGCCCCGGAGCGGCUGAGGGACGCUGCGCCGUCUGUGGGGACAACGCGUCGUGUCAGCACUACGGAGUGCGAACCUGCGAGGGCUGCAAAGGCUUCUUCAAGCGCACGGUGCAGAAGAACGCCAAGUACAUCUGCCUGGCCAACAAGGAUUGCCCCGUGGACAAGAGGCGGAGGAACCGCUGCCAGUUCUGCCGCUUCCAGAAGUGCUUGGCCGUGGGCAUGGUCAAAGAAGUGGUUCGGACCGACAGCCUGAAGGGUCGCCGCGGCCGCCUGCCCUCCAAACCCAAACAGCCGCCGGAUGCGUCGCCCGUCAGCCUCAUCACCUCCCUGGUGCGGGCGCACAUCGACUCCGUGCCCAGCGCCACCAAGUUGGAUUACUCCAAGUUCCAGGACUCGGUUCCGUGCCACCUGGAGAAGGAGGACUCGGUGGACGUGCAGCAGUUCUACGAUCUCCUCACGGGUUCCAUGGACGUCAUCCGCAAAUGGGCUGAGAAGAUUCAGGGCUUCACCGAGCUGCCGCGGGAGGACCAGGAUCUGCUGCUGGAAUCUGCCUUCCUCGAGCUCUUCAUCCUGCGCCUGGCCUACCGCUCCAAGCCGGAGGAAGGGAAGCUCAUCUUCUGCAAUGGGGUGGUGCUGCACCGGCUGCAGUGCGUGCGGGGCUUCGGCGAGUGGAUCGAUGCCAUCCUGGAGUUCUCGCACAGCCUGCAUCGCAUGAGUGUUGACGUGCCUUCCUUCUCCUGCCUCGCCGCCCUCGUCAUCAUCACGGGUGAGGUGGCACGGGGCACCACGUGGCCCUAUUUGGGGUCCCCGUGGGGUUCUGAGCUGUAGGUCCUCAGUGGCCCCACUUGGGUGUCCAAGGGAGUCCCUUCUCCGGUGGUGCCCCCAGUGGUCCCACAUUGGGUUCCUGUGGGGUCUCCACACCAUCCAUGUCCCCAGUAACCCACACUGGGUUCCCAUGGGGUUUCCAUGCCAUCCACGUCCCCAACGCCCCACAUUGGGUUCCUGUGGGGUCUUCAUGCCAUCGGUGUCCUCAAUGUCUUGCGUUGGGUUCCCAUGAAGUCUCCACGUGGUUGGUGUCCUCAUUGGGUUCCUAUGGGGUCUCCAUGCAGCCAGUGUCCUCAGUGGCCCCAUAUUGGGUUCCCACGAGGUCUCCACACCAUCCGUGUCCCCAAUACCUCAUAUUGGGUUCUCAUGAGGUCUCCAUGUGGUUGGUGUCCUCAAUACCCCACACUGGGAUCCUAUGGGGUCUCCAUGCUAUCAGCAUCCCCCAUACCUCACACUGGGGUUCCCAUGGGGUCUCCAUGUGUUCAGUGUCCCCCAAUACCCCACCCUGGGUUCCUGUAGGAUCUCCAUGCUAUCAGUGUCCUCAAUGGCCCCACACUGGGUUCCCAUGGGAUCUCCAUGUGGUUGGUGUCCCCAGUACCCCACAUUGGGUUCCCAUGGGGUCUCUAUGUGUUCAGUGUCCCCAGCACCCCACAUUGGGUUCCUGUGGGGUCUCCACAUGUUCGAUGUCCCCAAUACCCCACACUGGGUUCCCAUGGGGUCUCUAUGUGUUCAGUGUCCCCAACACCCCACAUUGAGUUCCUAUGGGGUCUCCACAUGUUCGAUGUCCCCAAUACCCCACACUGGGUUCCCAUGAGAUCUCCAUGUGGUUGGUGUCCCCAGUACCCCACAUUGAGUUCCUAUGGG
Molecule: messenger RNA, 2448 nt
Organism: Phasianus colchicus (ring-necked pheasant)
Lineage: Eukaryota; Metazoa; Chordata; Aves; Galliformes; Phasianidae
Source: RefSeq, a predicted model, not a curated record